This is a messenger RNA of Linum trigynum, 1389 nucleotides long. The record is from the annotation of a GenBank genome assembly. Lineage: Eukaryota; Viridiplantae; Streptophyta; Magnoliopsida; Malpighiales; Linaceae.
CCUCAUCCUUCUCCCAGCCACAAAUUUUCCUGCAAUAGAUUCUCUUCCCUGAGAUACACAAACAAAUAAACCAAAUCCCGAACCCUUUUCCAGCGGCCUCUUCCCAUUUCUCUGACUUUGUACAUUAAACGCUCGCUUUCUUGCUAUGGCUGCCACAGCAUCUCCAAUGGCUAGCCAGCUCAAGUCCAGCUUCACUUCUUCCGUGAGGAAAGGUCUGAUUGUCCCCAAGGGCAUUUCCGGCGCUUCCUUCAGAGUUUUGCCCACCUCCAGGAGAUCUUCUUCCUUCACUGUCAAGGCAAUUCAGGCCGACAAGCCAACAUACCAAGUGGUGCAGCCAAUCAACGGCGACCCUUUCAUCGGCAGCUUGGAGACUCCGGUCACGUCCAGCCCACUGAUCGCCUGGUACCUCUCCAACCUCCCCGCAUACCGCACCGCGGUGAGCCCACUCCUGAGGGGGAUCGAAGUGGGCCUGGCCCAUGGGUUCCUCCUCGUGGGCCCAUUCGUGAAGGCCGGCCCACUCAGGAACACAGAGUACGCCGGAGCAGCAGGUUCCUUGGCCGCCGCCGGUCUGGUGGUGAUCCUCAGCCUCUGCCUGACCAUGUAUGGAGUUGCUUCUUUCAACGAAGGGGAGCCGUCGACCGCCCCCAGCUUGACGCUGACCGGAAGGAAGAAGCAGCCUGACCAGCUGCAGACCGCCGACGGGUGGGCGAAAUUCACCGGAGGGUUCUUCUUCGGAGGGGUUUCAGGGGUGACCUGGGCUUAUUUCCUUCUCUAUGUUCUUAACCUUCCUUACUACGUCAAGUAGGGUGAGUUUCAAAUAGCCACACCAUUUUCCAUUGCUCUCAAUGUGGAAUUCUGUAUCUAUGAAUGCUAAACCAGACUUAUGAACAUAGUUUUUUCCCCACUGCUGUCUGAACAUUUCUGCCCUUCCUUCCGGGUGAACUGGAAUCAUUCUGAUGUCUUGUUUUUUGAAUAGCUGGGAGCAGUCUGAUGGUUGAUUGCCUUUGGGUAUUUUUUUUAUAUGCUACAUUAAUUUAUGUAUGAAUGAUUAUUACAUAUGGUUAAUCCCCAACGUAAAUCCAUAUAGUACAUAGUACUGAUACCUAUAACUCCGAUUGGAGAAUUCAUCCCAACUUCUCUUGGAAUUAUCAGAAUAAUCCAAGGCCACCGCCUGGAUUUCAUUUCCAAAAUCAGCUUCCUCCUCCUCGUUCAAAGAAGAAGCACGAUCUGGAAGACAUUUUGGCAAAAUUCAGAAAUAGUAUAUUAGCUUAGUUUGGCCCUGCGGUAGUUUUUUUAGAAGCAGCUUCUGAUUGUAACUUUUAGAUAAGUAUUUUUUUAAAAAAACAGUUGAGUGUUUGGCCGUAAAACUAUUAAAAGUGUUUUUUUAAU